Rattus norvegicus (Norway rat) is the source of this 270-nucleotide messenger RNA. The record is from RefSeq and is a predicted model, not a curated record. Lineage: Eukaryota; Metazoa; Chordata; Mammalia; Rodentia; Muridae.
AUGGCCAUGGAAGAGCUGCGUCGUGGGUUGUCCCGCUGGAAGCGAUACCACAUUAAGGUACACCUAGCCGAUGAGGCAUUGCUACUGCCACUGACCGUGCGGCCAUGCGACACACUGAGCGACCUGCGAGCACAGCUAGUGGGCCAGGGUGUGAGCUCUUGGCGCAGAACCUUCUACUACAACUCUAGGCCGCUGCCUGACCAUCAGACAGUUCGUGAGGCACGCCUGCAGGACGGCUCAGUAUUGCUUCUACUCAGCGACACCAGGUGA